AUGCUGGGAGGAAGUUCCGCCCUGAACGGCGCCAUAUACACCCGAGGGAACCGCAAGGACUACGACAACUGGGCCGCCCUGGGGAAUCCCGGCUGGUCCUUCGACGACAUCCUCCCGCUUUUCAUCAGGGCGGAGAGGUUCCUCGUCGACGAAGUGCCCCCCUGGGAUGCACCCUAUCAUGGUACUAAGGGAUAUCUGCCCGUAUCCCAGCCGUAUUUUACGGAGCUCCUGCCACUAUUCAUCGAGGCCGGACAGAGCCUGGGCUUCCCCCAUAACCAUGACCACAACGGAGCCUCUCAGUACGGUUUCGGCCGACUGCAAACGACGGUAGCACAGGGAAUCCGGUACAGCUCGGCCCAAGCAUAUCUGACGCCUGUGAGACAUCGCAGGAACCUCCAAGUCGUCCUCAAUACCGUCGUGUCCAGAAUCGUGAUGGACGAAGGGACUAUGACGGCGAAGGGAAUCGAGUACGUGACGGCAGACGGUUCCACGCGCUUCGUAUCGGCGAGGAGGGAGGUGAUCCUGUCGGCCGGGGCUGUUGCCUCUCCUCAGAUCCUCAUGCUCUCCGGCAUCGGGCCCAAGAAUGAACUGAGAAAACACAAUAUUCGUGCCCUGGUGGAUCUCCCGGUCGGAGAGAACCUGCAAAGCCAUACGGGUCCUGCAGGGCUUUACUUCAGCAUCAAGGAGAUGUCUGGCUUCUUUCUACCUGAAAUAUUCACGACUCGGCUCAUUUCCAGCACGCUCCAAUACGUCUUGAGAGGCAACGGGCCGUUCUCGGCUGCGGCCGGUUUCGAGGGCAUCGCCUUCGUCAAUACGUCCUUCGCCCGGGAUCCGGAUUGGCCGGACAUGGAGCUCUUCUUCGUUUCGUUUACGAUAGGCUCCGACGGCGGGGCCAUCUAUCGACCGAUUAUCGGGCUGGGUGACGAGGCGUGGAAAACGUAUGAGAAACUUCUGCGUCGACCCGGGUUCGGAAUUUAUCCGUUUGUUUUGCGGCCCAAAAGCCGGGGGAAGAUUUUGCUACGCAGUACCGAUAUAACUGACCAUCCAGUCAUCAUAGGGAAUUAUUUCAAGCACCCAGAAGAUCUCAAGAGCACAAUCGAGGCCAUUCGUCUGCUGCUGCGAGUGGGAGAGCAACCCGCAUUCAAGAAGAUCGGUGCCGAAUUCCACAGUCAGCCGCUGCCAGGUUGCAGGCAUCUGAAACAGUUCACGGACGAAUACUGGGAAUGUCACAUUCGACAGUUCACGUACCUCCACUGGCACGACGUUGGCACGUGCAAGAUGGGGCCUCCCACCGAUCCCGAGGCUGUCGUCGACCCAUCCCUGAGGGUGUAUGGAGUGAAGAACCUGAGGGUGGCGGAUGCAUCCAUCAUGCCAGUCAUCACCUCGGGGCACACGAUGGCAGCAUGCAUCGUCAUCGGGGAAAAGGCCUCGGAUCUAAUCAAGAUGGACCAAUACGGGAGCAGCAUGCGCCUGAUCGGGAACGUGGUCUGGGCCGUCGGCGUCAUCCUCUCCAGCAAAUUGUUCCUCGGCAACGAGCUGGACAACCCGGUCGGGUUCUCCAAUUACAAGUUGCGGGUGGGCGAGUCGUACGACUUCAUCAUCGUGGGAGGAGGGACGACCGGGAGCGUGAUAGCGAGUCGGUUAACCGAGAACCCGACGGUGAAGGUGCUACUAAUCGAGGCUGGGUCGGAUGGAUCCAGGAUCUCCUUCAUCCCUGCCUUCGCCUCUUUCAUGUGGUGGUUCACCAAGUUCGACUACGGCUACACCAGCGAACCUCAGGAGGAUUCCUGCCUCGCUCUUGAGGGAAGGGCGAGUGCAGUGUUCGAUGUCAAUUGGCAUGCAAUAUGGCAAUAUUGCAGGAUGGACCAAUACGGGAGCAGCAUGCGCCUGAUCGGGAACGUGGUCUGGGCCGUCGGCGUCAUCCUCUCCAGCAAAUUGUUCCUCGGCAACGAGCUGGACAACCCGGUCGGGUUCUCCAAUUACAAGUUGCGGGUGGGCGAGUCGUACGACUUCAUCAUCGUGGGAGGAGGGACGACCGGGAGCGUGAUAGCGAGUCGGUUAACCGAGAACCCGACGGUGAAGGUGCUACUAAUCGAGGCUGGGUCGGAUGGAUCCAGGAUCUCCUUCAUCCCUGCCUUCGCCUCUUUCAUGUGGUGGUUCACCAAGUUCGACUACGGCUACACCAGCGAACCUCAGGAGGAUUCCUGCCUCGCUCUUGAGGGAGGGGGCAAAGCCACCGUGCCGCCUUCUUCUUACCGCCUUCUUCAGGCGGAAAGCAGGAGGCUCAAAUCCCCUCACAUCACCGCUGUCUGCCUAUCGCGACUCCCUGGGUGGAUCGACACAUUUGAAUGCUACUGCUCUCGUUCAAUCGGAGAUGCCUCUUAUCACGGGACUGAAGGCUAUUUCCCCAUUUCCCACUCGUACAUCACGGACGUCUUGCCCGCGUUCAUCGAGGCUGGGAAGAGCCUUGGCUUCCCCCAUAAUAAAGACUACAACGGAGAAUCUCAAAUUGGUUUCAGCAGAGUGCAAGUGGCAACAAAACGGGGAAUCCGACACAGCACGGCCAGCGCGUAUCUGACGCCGGUGAAGCACCGCAAGAACCUCCACGUCCUCCUCAAUGCCCCGGUCUCCAAGAUAGUAAUCGAGGAGGCGACAAGGACUGCAAAAGGGAUCGAAUACGUAACAGACGACGGCACCACGCACUUCAUAGCGGCCACGAGGGAGGUGAUCCUGUCCGCCGGGGUUGUCGCUUCUCCUCAGAUCCUCAUGCUCUCCGGCAUCGGACCCAAGAAGGAACUCAAAAAGCACGGGUGCCUCGUGAAUCUAUCGGAUGCCGUCUGUGUGCAGAUCCAGCCUUUGGUGAAUCUUCCUGUGGGAAAGAACCUGCAAAGCCAUGUGGGUCCUGGUGGCCUCUACUUCACUUUCAAGACGAAGUCUGGCCUUUACCCCCCUAAGGUCCUCACCGUCGAUCUCGUCACUCACCUGACCAACUACAUCCAAAACGGCGAGGGACCGUUCUCUUCACCAUCGGGUUUCGAGGGCGUCGCCUUCGUGAAUACGUCCUACGCCUCCGAUCCAGACUGGCCGGAUAUCGAGAUGCUCCUCUCUGCUCUCACGAUCGGAACGGACGGAGGGUACAUCUACAGCCCCAGGAUCGGCCUGAGCGACGAGACAUGGAGGUCCUAUAGAGGACUAAAGCUUCGAUAUGGUUUUGGAGUUUAUCCCCAUCCUUCUAGACCAAAAAGUCGAGGGAAGAUAUUGUUGCGCAGCGCCAACAUUAAGGAUCAUCCGAUUAUUAUUGGAAAUUAUUUCAAGGACCCAUAUGACCUCAAGAUCACAAUUGAAGCCAUUCGUCUGGUGCUGCAAUUGGGGGAGCAACCCGCAUUCAAGAAGCUUGGGGCCAAAUUCUACAGUCAGCCCCUGCCCGGUUGCAAGCAUCUGGAACAGUUCACGGACGAGUACUGGGAGUGCCACAUUAGGCAGUUCACAUAUCUGCAUUGGCACGAUGUUGGUACAUGCAAAAUGGGGCCUCCCACCGAUCCUGAUGCGGUCGUCGACCCCUCUCUCAAGGUGUAUGGGGUGAAGAGACUGCGAGUGGCGGAUGCAUCCAUCAUGCCUGAGAUGGUCUCCGGCAAUACCAUGGCAGCAUGCAUCAUGAUCGGGGAGAAGGCCUCCGACCUCAUCAAGAUGGAGAAUUACGGAAUCAGCUUGAGAGUAGUAUCGAAGGUGGUCUGGGCCAUGGGCUUCUUAUUAUCCAGGAGAUUCUUCUUCGAGGAUCUGGACAACCCAGUCGGAUUCUCAAACGACAACUUGAGAGUCGACGACUCAUACGACUUCAUCAUCGUCGGAGGAGGGACGACCGGGAGCGUGAUAGCAAACCGGUUGACGGGGAACCAUAACGUGAGGGUGUUGGUGAUCGAGGCUGGGUCGGAUGGCACCAAGCUAUCCUUCUUCCCAGCCCUUGCUUCCUUCAUGUGGUGGUACACCAAAUUCGACUACCGCUACACCAGCGAACCUCAGGAGGAUUCCUGCCUCGCUCUUAAAAGAGGG
Messenger RNA from Darwinula stevensoni, 4050 nucleotides. NCBI's taxonomy places the organism in Eukaryota, Metazoa, Arthropoda, Ostracoda, Podocopida, Darwinulidae. The record is from the annotation of a GenBank genome assembly.